CGGGGUGCGGAGCUCUGUGCUGCGGUGUUUCUGUGGGGGGGGUCCCGGUCCGGUUCCGCGAUGUCUGAUCCAGCUCAGCAACCUGCUCCCGGGGCCCCCGAAGGGGGAGCCCCUGGUGGGGCCCCCCCCCGGACAAGCCACCAACGUGAGCAGUAACCGCCGGCUGCAGCAGACGCAGGCCCAAAUGAAGGAGGUGGUUGAUAUAAUGUGUGUAAAUGUAGACAAGGUGCUGCAACGAGAUGAGAAACUGUCCGAGCUAGAUGACCGGGCAGAUGCACUUCAGGCCGGUGCCUCACAAUUUGAAAGUAGCGCAGCAAAACUCAAAAGGAAGUACUGGUGGAAGAACUGCAAGAUGAUGAUCAUGAUGGGAGUGAUUGGUGCCAUUGUGGUGGUGGUGAUUGUAAGAUCCUUAAACCCAGAAAGCAAUUCUCCACUGGUGUUGGGACAUACGUUCAGGAUCCAGAUGAAGACCUCCAAGAGUAGCUCACAGCAUAUCUUGGAGCAUGGCUGGAAUAAAGGUAUUUAAAGUACCAUGCUCUGCUGGGAACUCAUCUUCUGAGUGAGCUCAGGUGAGCAUCGGCACCUCUGCUGCUCCUGCAGAGUCUGCUAUCCUGGACAAAACAUGGUUUUAAAUGUGCACUAAAAGCAAGGCCAAGGUUUUGGCAGAGUAGAUCUUCAUACGUCUAGUUAGAAAUCCAA
Molecule: messenger RNA, 699 nt
Organism: Aquila chrysaetos chrysaetos
Lineage: Eukaryota; Metazoa; Chordata; Aves; Accipitriformes; Accipitridae
Gene: VAMP1
Product: vesicle associated membrane protein 1
Exons: 6
Coding region: 185-526 (113 amino acids)
Biological process (GO): vesicle-mediated transport; vesicle fusion; SNARE complex assembly
Cellular component (GO): SNARE complex; plasma membrane
Molecular function (GO): syntaxin binding; SNAP receptor activity
Source: RefSeq, a predicted model, not a curated record